Messenger RNA from Coccidioides immitis RS, 1596 nucleotides. RefSeq lists its product as uncharacterized. The transcript is spliced from 3 exons. Lineage: Eukaryota; Fungi; Ascomycota; Eurotiomycetes; Onygenales; Onygenaceae. The record is from RefSeq and is a predicted model, not a curated record. The coding region runs from base 1 to 1596 and encodes 531 amino acids.
AUGGAUACACCCGAUUUCCAUACCGGUGAGGCAACUCACUGCGACAAACCUGCCAGCUCAAACACAACCAAGCCAAGAAAAGCCCUUCUUAAUCAACUCAUCACACUCUCGGCCGCACAAGCAGAGGAGGAGGACAUGCGGGUGGUGCUACAAUACGCCCAGAAAAGAAGCAAAUUCUAUGGUCAAUUUUACCGCCGACGGGAGGAGAUCCAGCAGCUAGUAGCCUUCCAUUGUGGGUUGACAGAUCCUAGCUCGGUACGAGUGCCGGAACUUGCUCGAUCCGAUGAUGCUGGAAGACCGCUACCAUCCAAGUUAGGAUUUCGCGUGCCUCUACCAUAUAAGCUUGGUGAGGAACCAUUCCCAGGGAACGUUGAGGAGAAGGUGCGGUCUGAGGCUGCAACAUAUAUCUGGAUUGGUGAAAACUGCCCGGAUGUGCCAAUCCCAGCACUACGAGGGUUUGGACUACCUGGUGGCCUUACUUUCAGUGAACCCAGAUCUGUUCCAUUCUGGCAGAGGAUCAAGUCUUUCAUCUGGAGCUUCGCCCGUCGUUUGUACUACGGCUCGGGUUCUCAUGCUAGUGGAUAUGUUCCAUGCAAAAGAAGAGAGAUCCUGGAUCAUGGCUAUCUUUUGAUGGAUUGGAUUGAGAAUGAUGAUCUGCAAAUGCUGUCUACCAAAUUCUCCAAGCCACACACGGUUAUGCAGGUCGAGAACUUUUAUCGAGGCAUGUCACAAAUUAUGAUUUCCAUGGCUAGAGUCUCACAACCUCGAAUCGGCUCCUGGACCAUUGAUAAGAGGGGUCAGAUCACUCUGACCAAUCGCCCCAUGCUCUGCCAUCUUCACCAGUUAGAGAACUGGUCAAUUCCGAGUGAUAUUCCACGGAGCAGGACCUACACGAGUGCUGAUAGUUUCUAUCUUGAUUUGCUUGCUGGUCAUGAUAACCGUCUGCGGUACCAGGGAAACGCUACAACAUCCGAGAUCGAUGCACGUGGACAGGCGACUGACCUUGUGCUUAUGAGGGCACUGCUCCAUCAAUUCACCAAUCGGCACCUUCGUGAUGGUCCCUUCAUCAUGCAGUUAACCGACAUGCAUGAUAGCAACAUCCUGGUGGACAAGGACUGGAACAUCAAAUAUGUCAUUGAUCUUGAAUGGGCAUGUUCUCUCCCGUUGGAUGCCCUUCUGCCGCCGUUUUGGUUAACUGGAAAGACAGUUGAUCGUCUGCACGGGGAUGAGUAUACUCGUUUCAAGGCUCAAUACAGCAAGUUUGUGGAGAUAUUCGAGCAAGAAGAGAGGAGUACAGUGCUACAUCAGGAUGGGAAUUUCUACUCCCGGGGGGCAACCAUGAGGACGGCUCUAGAAGACGGUCGAUAUUGGUAUUUGAAUGCUCUGCAGUCCCCGAAGGGUCUGUUCAACCUCUUCCGGAGGCAUCUUCAAGCACAGUUCGAUGAGGUGUCUGGCAAUGUACUCUGCGCAGGAGUAUCCCCAUUCUGGACACCAGGAAUGACUUCAUUCGUACAGUCAAAGCUGGAUAACCAUACACAGUAUCUCCAAGAGCUUGUUGGUGUUUUUACUAGUGAAAAGAGCGGUAGACCAUACUAG